Messenger RNA from Porites evermanni, 5698 nucleotides. The record is from the annotation of a GenBank genome assembly. NCBI's taxonomy places the organism in Eukaryota, Metazoa, Cnidaria, Anthozoa, Scleractinia, Poritidae.
AUGAACUUUUCCAUCCCUGAAAACCUAGAUUUUCAGCAGUACUGCUUUGAAAAACAUGGAUCAAUCGAAAAUCUAAUCGAUAAAGCCAAGAAAGGCGAAAUCGUUGCCCAAGCAGAUCUGGGAAUAGCCUACUCGGAAGGUUUUGGCGAUCUUUUGCCAAAAGACGAAGAUAAAGCGAUUGGGUGGCUCAACGCUGCUGUAGAAAGAGGUUACGAACUUCCUGCAAUCCUUGAAAAACUUGGAGAAUUGCUAGAUCUGAAAGGAACGACACUAUGUCAGCGGAAGGCUUACGAAAUGUAUCACAGGGCCGCGAAAUUGGGAUCUACAAAUGCACAAAUCAAUCUCGCGGAAAUGUACCGGUAUGGGGUCGAAGGAGUCGUGAACGAAGACCUCAAAGAAGCAUUUAAAUGGUAUAAGAUGGCGGCUGAUGAAGAUGACGGUUGUCACGAAGGCGAUACGUUCCGUAGGUGGUUUGCUGGGACGAUGAAAAUACUAGGGAACGCCCUUGGUGGUACAAAGCUGACUGCUCUAAAGCUAUUGAGCAAGUACUACCGCGAAGGUGAUUGCCCUGAAGGCCAACCACAACCAGCUAAGGCUAUUUAUUAUCUGACAAGAGCGGCUGAAUUAGGCGAUGUUGAGGCACAGUUAGAGCUAGGACAGACCUAUCUAACCGGUAAUGGGACGAUGAAGGAUAUCACAAAGGCAAGGCGAUGGCUAGGAAAAGCCUCUGCCAGUGGUGAUAUCAGAGCAAAACAGGUAAGCUUGGAUUGUAUUGGGCCUGUUUAGAUGAAGGAGGGGGGAGGGUGUGCCUGGGAGUACCAACCUUCCAUAUCAUUCUUUAGAAAAUGCCACCCUUCUGGAUAGACUGCCCUACUGCUUUUUACAUAUUACAUGGUGUUGUCAACACAAGGAGAGAAAAAUUUCUUAUCUCAAAGUGGCGAUGUAAUGUUCUAUUAAUUUUGUUUACUUUUCUUGCCAAAGGUGCUAUUUAUUAUGUAGCCAUAGCAACAGUGAUCUUUUCACAUGUGAAGAUACAGUCAUGUAUCUUGUUUUUGGGUAAAAGCUCACCCAGUAUUUCACUGGUGGUUAUAUAACAGUAACCAUUAUUUUUCAUUCAAAAUAUUUCACCAUUUCUGAUGGCUCCAUUUCCCCAGCUAAUUUUUCAUAACCAACCUGCCCUGACCAAAUUUGGAAGAUGUGAGCAAUAUAUCAUUCAUUUGAUAGUAACUUGAUUUGAAAUGAGGUUGCUAGAUGGUAUAUUUGACUGAAAACGAGGCUGCAUGAGCAGUAUACCCUCUAUUAAUUUCAUUUUCAGGCUAGGAUGUUAACUUCCUCUGCCUUCAGCCUCGGUGGAUAGCAUCCUCCUCAAUGUAAAUAAUUCUUCUCUUCUCAGCCUCAUCCAUUAAUGUAUUGCUAAUUAUUUAUUACACCUAUGAAUUGUACUCUGUGGUAUCUGCUGAACAGAAAAACAGUAGGCCUGAAUGCAUCAAUGCUGUGAGAGAAUUGAAGUUCAGGGAAUAGAAAGGCCUUAUCAAUGAAGCUGAUGGGUGGAAACCAAAAAUGUCCUUUUUUUUCCAAGUAGAAUGAAACUCAUUGUUGAAGUUUACAACUUUUUAGCAACCAAUUAGGGGGAUUUUUGCUGGGCAUUUGCUAGGCUUGCGGAGUGAGAAUUUCAUCAAGUUUUCCUGUCAAAGUCACAUUUUUUUGUGUUUUUUUUUUCAUAAGUUUAUGUUGCAAUAUGUUGUCUAAAUUGCACUUACUGUAAAUGACAUAAUAGAUGCCCUGGGUAUCUAAUUUUUGAGGUCCAAGCUGGGGUGUUUUAUAGAUGGUAGGCAUUUAAAAGAGAGAGGCAUUUGUUCUCACUGUAACUCGAGCAAGCUCAACAAAACUAAUAAGCUAUUAAUUACCAGUAGUAAUUAGUAAUUAGCAAGUAUUGCUUCCAGCAAAAAUAUCAAAAGAGUUUAAAAAUAGUGGAAUAUCCACUCCAUCAUUUGACACAUCUAGGUUGUCUUCUCAGAUCCAUAUUGCUCUUUCAAAUCCAACAUCGAUGUCAGAAUCCUUGCUUAAGGUCAUUGUGUUGCCAUCGUUAGUCUAUCCUUGCUUUGAACUUGACAUUGAACAAGAUGAAACACGCAUUUGCAUUGUUAAUCAAGCAAGAAAUUGAAUUAAUUGAAUAAUUUUCCUCCUUUUUGCUAAUUGUGCUAGUAUAUUGGAGCAAUUCUCAUAGGGGGCGUCUACAGUGUCUUAGAAAGGGGCGUCUACCGGCAAUACAAUUUUAACAGCCUUGAGGGGCUAUUUUAUUAGAUAAGAGGUGUUUAUUUUGGAGUGGGCAUCUAUAAGAUCAUUUAUGGUAAAUACCACAACACUUGCUCUUUAGCACAAUCCUGUCUGUUAUCUCAUUUUGAUUUGCUUUGGCUCAUCAGCUUUUCCAGUUUUAAUUGUUGAGGUUGUUUGCGAACGAUUAAACAGAGUAAAAAUAAAUAAAUCGAAGAACUUGUUACAUGUGUUGAACCACGAACAGUCCUACUACAAAGUGAUGGAGUUCUCCUAGUCUUAGUUGUUAAACUUUAGUAUCUCCUCUUUGUCUAGCAGAGAUGUGAGAAAAAUUUACAUCCUUUUGUAAUUCCUCAGCCUGUUGCAUUUUCCGAGGAAAUGCUGAGGAAAUUUGAUUCGUACCCAACAGGAAGAAUAUACCUUCAAGCCUUUAUACUUGCAAAGAAAGGAUUUGAAGUCCUUUAUGGGAGUAACUUUACAGAUGGAAGAGGAAUUUCCUUCUUAGCUCGUGGCUUCCUGACUGAGAGCUCUAUACUACAAGCUUUUCCAAUUGUGCGUGCAGUAUUGCCUCAGAUCUUUCAACUUUGUGAAAGAGAGUUGCAAAAAAAUCCUUGUUUCUUUGAAGGCCUUGUUAUAUCUUUUGCCUUACAGCCAGUUGUGGAACAGUUCUCUUUUGAAAGUGACAAUCUUGACCUCAAGAAAGUAAUGUGCAUUAAUAACUUGAUUCAUCUAAUCCAAGAAGCUGAACCUAACAGAAUUCCUGCUGAAGAUCCCUUUAAGUUUGAUGAAGACUACGGUAGCUGGCUUCAUGUUUUGUAUGCACUUUUGGGAGGACUUUUGAUUGUUGCAGAAACCUUUGAGAAGGCAGCGGAAGCUUUUGAGCACUCUCUUGAAUGUUGCCCAUCUUAUUUUGACUCUAAAAGAGGGCUUGGAUAUUGUUUGAUGAAGUUACAUGAUUCUUAUGUGGGCACAAUUACAAAAGAAUUGAGUGAGGAAUCUAGUGAAGUUGUAUCAAUGAAAAUCUCAAAAUAUGAGUCUUGGACCCAAAAAGAAUUGAGAGACGGGGCAGAGAAGAUAUUAAAGGAGUAUCUAGCUGAGGCCCCUACUUGCUGGAAGACAUAUCCAAAUGUUUGCUAUUAUCUUGCACAUAUAUUCAAAUAUGACAACCUGAAACAGUUCAGAAAGUACUAUGAACUCGGUCAAGAUACUGAAGAAAGAAGGCUUUCUUUCCUCAACCCAUUAAGACUGCCCCUGAAAGAUGAACUUUUGGCCAUAUACCAACAACAUUCAAAUGCUUCAAUUAGGUGCGGUAAUUCAGCAUGCACUAAGAAAGUUGAGGAGAGCAAGUUGAAAUUCUGUACCCAAUGCAGGAUUACAAAAUACUGCAGCAAGUAAGUAGCGAGUUGUCAAGCUAAGCAUAUUGGCCCUAAUGGACAUUCUCAUUAGGGGACAGCUCUAUUUAUGGCCACUUUCACAAAACCCUGUUUUUCUUAACUCAUACAAACUCUGCAGCCAGCUCCAGUUAUGGACACCUUUUUUUGAGUUCUGAGGGUGUUCGCUUAUGAGAGCUUUCACUGUAUAUUUAAUUAGUAGAAUCCAACUACAGUGUUGCAUGAUAUUGCGAAUUCUGCAAUCUGAUUGGCUGAGAUACGAGGCCCUAAGUGUUCCUUUUCCAUCCAUGACCAUUUCAUCUGGCAUUCCAAGAUUCUUGUUUACUGGAUGUCCUGCCACCAAUACCCUCCUCUUUACAUUGGUGAAACCAGGUGAAGCCCCAGGAGUAGUUUUAGCAAACGCUUUUAAGUAUAUCUUGUGGUUGAAUUUUAUCCUUGGUAAAUAAGUUUUAUUUUCCUUUGUUUUAAACUCAUUAAUUGCCAACGAGCAGCCUCGCAAAGAUGCAAGGCUGCGAGGCGGCAGCCUAAUAAGGCCGUGUGCAACUGUUCCUGGGGCAGAAAAAAUCUCAAAUCGAUGUAACAUAGAGUAAUGUAAGGCAUCACUCAUGACGUAAUGUAGAACAGAGAAUGCAUUAUUUUCGAGCGAACAUGUAAUUAAGAACAGACAAUCCACGAGCCAUGUGCGUGCUUGUGAGUCCCGUGUUCAUCACGCCUUAUUUGCAUUUGCAUUUGCAGCAUAUGCGAAUGGCUGCUCAUUCUCUCGCUUGAAUUUUUCAUUGUAUGCCACUAAGAAAAAUAACAACGCCACAAAAUUUUUUUGUCUUUGAAGCAAUUAAAUAAUUUGGAAGGCUUCAUUGGCACACCAUAAAUUCUUUUAGCUUUAAAAAGAGACCAAAUAUGAGUCUGCAUGUUGAAUGUUCGUGGACUUUAAUAUGAUUUUUCAAGGAUUUUAAGUUUGCUUAUAAGACCACUAAAUUUUAUGCAAAAUGACUUGUGCGCAACUUUGGACAAAAACGCGAACUUCAAUAUUUCGAAAAAUUUGCUAUGUAAGGUCGAGAUUUCAAAUUCUUUAUGCAGUAGAACAGUUUAGUUCACUAUUUUCGAAAGACAAACUUAAAGCAAGGGGCACACAUACACCAAACCCAUGAUCUUUCUUCUCCGUGCAUGUCGUGGGAGAACUGCUGUACAGUUCCCAUUCAACAGCUCCCACAUGUCUUGUGUGGAGCUGGUACUUAAAGGACUCGCCUUAGCAGUAAAGGUUCUUUUACACACGGGUUUUCCCCGUUCAUUGACCGACGGCUAUGCCAUGCUGAUGAGCCCCAAUAAGAGCGAAACAGCUCUCCAUGGCUGCCACUGCCCGUGUGACAUGGCUGUACGCAUGCGGGGGAUAAUGGCCAGGCCGUGGGUUGGUUUAAGUGUGCCCCUUGCUUUAAUUUACUGGUAACUCGUGAUCCACCUUCUCCUCCUGUGGCCUAACCUGUCAACUUUUCGGGUCACAGUAUUGCUGAUGGUUAGGUGCGGGAUAUGGCAACCAACAUCCAAUGGAAGCAGCAUGAACAGUACAGGCUAAAGGACUUAAUUUUAAUUUCAACUUCCAUUACACUGUGACAUGCAUAUAUGUGUGUUCAGUUUAUUUAUCGUCUUAAGAAAAUUGCAUACAUGGUUUCAUGUGCACUGAAGAAGGUUUUUAUAUCUAUUUGCUUUUUAAAGAUGCUAGUGGAGUUACCUUUUACAAUUACGAUUAUUAAUAUUUAUUUUAUAUGUUAAGUAUCUAGAGAUACCAUUGAAUGCUAAUUGUUUACAAACAUUGUGCAAUGUAUACAAAUCUUUUUUCUCUAUUAAGCAGACACUAAAUUUUUGUAUACAACUAAGAGCAACAGAAUAGUGGUGCUUAAUUUACUUUAUAAAGAAAUACUAACUAGCCCUCUUGUUUUUAUUUUAUUUUUUUUUUCAGAGAAUGCCAAAAAGCAGAUUGGAAGAAUCACAAAGCUAAGUGCACUACUGCGAAAAAAAAAAUAGUUAUUCACCUAUAA